Messenger RNA from Acanthoscelides obtectus, 222 nucleotides. NCBI's taxonomy places the organism in Eukaryota, Metazoa, Arthropoda, Insecta, Coleoptera, Chrysomelidae. The record is from the annotation of a GenBank genome assembly.
UAAUGAUUACCUUAUACUCGCGAGGAUAUCCUCCAAGAAGAAGUAAAAGGUUGACUGGUAUUUGUAUUUUGAGCGACAUGUCCUGCUUGUUCCAGCUUGUAGUUGACCAUCACUGACAGUUGUACUCCAGAGCUUACACAGACCAUUCCGUAUUUUUACUGGAUACAGUUUUUUUAUCAAAUUAAUAAGCAUGUCAUCCUCAAGUGAUGAGGAAGCUAUAGA